Messenger RNA from Anguilla anguilla (European eel), 4143 nucleotides. RefSeq names its product formin-binding protein 1-like. Lineage: Eukaryota; Metazoa; Chordata; Actinopteri; Anguilliformes; Anguillidae. The coding region runs from base 1144 to 3057 and encodes 637 amino acids. The record is from RefSeq and is a predicted model, not a curated record. Gene Ontology annotation, biological process: signal transduction. Gene Ontology annotation, molecular function: protein binding. The transcript has 18 exons.
CAGGAAGAACAAUGCAGGUUUGGUCCAGGCUGUGGAAUAACAGACCAGCGUGAUACCCUCUCACAGAUAUUUGAGGAGGCAUGGGAGUUUGCCUAUCCAGUCUACAUGUGUUUCGUAGAUUUGGAGAAGGUAUGUGACGGUGUGCCCCAGAGUAUCUUGUGGGAGGUGCUGCGGGGAAUAUAGGGUGCUAGGGUUGCUGUUGGGUGCCAUUUGAUCCCUGUAUACUCGGAGCGAGAGCUGUGUCCGGAUUCUCAGCAUUAAGUCAAGCUUGUUCAAAGUGGGUGUCGGACUUCGCCAAGGGUGCGCUUUGUCUCCCCUACUGUUCGUGGUAUUCAUGGACAGAAUCUCAAGGCGCAACCGAGGUAUGGAGUGUGUCCAGUUUGGGGACAUAGGAGUGGCAUCUCUGUCAUAGGAGUGGCAUCUCUGCAGAUGACGUUGUUCUCUUAGCCUCAUCAUACUGUGACAUUCCAUGCGCACUAGAGCGGUUUGCAGCUGAGUGUGAUGUGGUCAGGAUGAGGAUCAGCACCUCCAAGUCUGUGGCUAUGGUCCUCUCCUGGAAAAAGAUGGUUUGCCCUCUUUAAGUAAGGGAGAAGAAACUGUCCCAAGUGGAGGAGUACCUUGGAGUCUCAUUCACGUGUGAGGGAAAAAGGGAUUUGGAGAUCGACGGCUGCCUAGGUGCAGAGGGCACAGUAAUGCUGGCAUUGUAUCAGACGGUGGUGGUGGUGAAGGAACUGAGCCAAAGGCAAAGCUCUCGGUUUACCAGUUGAUUUUCGUCCCUACUCUCACGUAUGGUCACAAGUUAUGGGUAGUGACUGAAAGAGUGAGAUCGCGAAUACAAGCGGUCAAAAUGGGGUUUCUCCAUAGAGUGGCAGGGCUUACUAGGGUGAGGAGCUCAGCUAUCCGGGAGGACCUCAAAGUAGGAUAGGGUGCCUUCCUCUGGAGGUGUUCUGGGCUCGGCCACCAGGGAGGAGAUUCAGGGGCAGACCUAGGACACGUUGGAGGGAUUAUAUCCAAAGGCUGGCCUGGGAUCGCCUGGGGAUCUACCCGGAUGAGUUGGUGGAAGUUGCUGGGGAGAGGGACAUCUGGGCUGCUCUGCUUGCCCCUUUGCCACCGCAACCCUGACUUUGACUAAGUGGUUAGAGAAUGGAUGGAUGGUUGGAUCAGUUUGACAGUUUGGAAAAGCACACGCAGUGGGGUAUUGAGUUCCUUGAUAGGUACACUAAAUUCAUCAAAGAGAGAUGUGAGAUCGAAGUCAACUAUGCAAAGCAAAUUAGGAAUCUUUCAAAGAAAUACCAGCCUAAGAAGAGCCUGCGAGAGGAAGAAGAGAGCAAAUACACAUCAUGCCGGGCAUUCCUGGCAACGUUGAAUGAGCUGACCGACUAUGCUGGGCAGCAUGAGGUCAUUGCCGAAAACCUCACUGCCAAAAUUGUCUCAGAGCUGGGGCGCUACAUCCAGGACCUCAAGGCCGAGAGGAAAUCGCAUUUCCAUGAUGGGCGAAAAGCACAGCAACACAUGGAGAACGCCUGGAAGCAGUUGGAAUCGAGUAAACGCAGGUUUGAGAGGGACUGCAGAGAGGCAGACAGGGCGCGGCAACAUUUUGAAAAGAUGGAUGCUGACAUCAAUGUGACCAAGGCUGACGUUGAGAAGGCAAGGCUGCAGGCCCAGAUGAGAGCCCAGAUUGCAGAAGACAGCAAGAGCGAGUAUUCCUCUUGUCUGGAGAACUUCAACCAGGAACAGAACCAGCACUACCACACCCUUCUCCCGCUCAUCUUCCAGAGGAUCCAGGAGAUGGAGGAGCGUCGUGUGGAGCAAGUGGGGGUGUGCAUGAAGACGUUUGCGGAGGUAGAGCGGCAGGUCCUCCCCAUCGUGGGGACGUGCUUGGACGAGAUGAGCCGCGCUGCUGAGAGCAUCCAACCCAAAGCCGACUCCCAGCAGGUGGUGGAGUGCUACAAGUCCGGGUUUGAGCCGCCUGGGGAUGUUGAGUUUGAAGAUUACGGGCUAAAGAGGACAGCUUCAGACUCCAACCUGUCUCACACACGCAGCAGGAGCAAGAGCAAACUGUGGCCAUUUAUCAAAAGAAACAGGCUCAUGUCCCUUUUAACCUCUCCUCGUCAGUCCCCCCCUCCCCCACCCUCUUCACCGCCAUCCCCUGAUCUCCCUAAUGGCCCCCACUCACCCAAACCACAGAGAGAGCCUCUUUCACAUCGCCUUUCCGAACUCAUCAGCUCCAAACCCAGAAUGCAUUGCAGCUCCAAACCCAGAAUGCACUGCUUGCGGAGCCUGAAGCGUGGGCAGUCCAGCAGCGAUAACUAUUUUGACAAAGAGCUCAUGAAGAGGACUUUAGGCAAACCAACAUAUGCCUUCGAGGCCAGACAAUAUGUUCUCUCUCUGAAGCUGGGAUCAGGAUCAGAAGACCUAAGCCACCUGCCACCAGAGCAGCGGAGGAAAAGGCUGCAGGCUAAGAUCCAGGACAUCGGCCGCCACCUUCAGAAAGAACUGGACGAAAAAGAGGCUCUGACCAAAAUGAAGGAUGUUUACCAGAAGAGCCCUCAGAUGGGGGACCCCAGCAGUGUGGAACCGCGAUUGGCUGAGAUUUGCGAGAACAUCGAUAGACUUAGACUUGAGGCCCAGAAAUUUGAGGGCUGGCUGGCAGAGGAAGAGGGGAGGUUGCCAGUGAAGUCUGAUCCCCCCAGAAAGCAGAGUGGACCAUAUGGGACAAAGAACAGCAGCAGCUGUGGGCAAGAUCGUGAGAGUCCAGAUGGCAGUUACACCGAGGAUCAGAAUUUAGAGAUGCAGCAGAGGAGUCAGAGCAACGAGAUGGCCGACAAGUUUGAAGAUGAGGAACCGCUGCCUGCCAUCAGCACCUGCAAAGUGCUAUACCCUUUUGAAGGGCAAACUGAAGGCACCAUGUCUGUGUCAGAGGGCGAACUGCUGCAUAUGAUCGAGGAGGACAAGGGCGAUGGCUGGACACGCGUGCGCAGGAAUGAUGAGGAGGAGGGAUAUGUGCCCACGUCCUACAUCCAGGUCUUCUUAGACAACAGCGGCCAAGAUUCCUAAGUGUGUGGCUGGAAGCCAGGCUGCAGUGGGAAACGGUUCCUGAAAGGGAGUUAGACACAGACUCAGAGACGCUAUGAGGCAUUUCACUACUCACCUCAUCACCCUCAACACUCUAGUACAUUACAGCCUCUUUCAUUACCCCAGCACUCAAAUAAAUUACAACUUCAUGCAUUACCGACAGCUCUCAAAUACAGUACAGUUUCUGACUCUCAAAUACAAUACAGGUUCUUUCAUUACCUUCAAAAUUCAAAAACAUUAUAACCACUUUAACUGAAAACUCAAGUACAAUACACAGCCUCAUUCAUUACCCUCAACACUCCAAUAAAUUAGAGCCUCUGUCAUUAGCAUCAGCACUAAAAUACAUUACAGCCACUUUCAUUAUCUCAUAACUCAAGUACAAUAUGGCCUCUUUCAUUAGCCUUAACCCUCAAAUUACAUUACAUUAACCAGGGAUUAGGAACGAAUGAUUUUUCAUUUAGUUCAGUUCCGAACAAAAAUGGUUAAAUAAGGUUUAAUUUCCAGAGUUCAGCCCACAAAAAAGAAUGGAAUAAUAGUUAGAACGAAGCAUAAAAAACAGUUAGUUAUGUUCUCAUGAUAAUUUCACAAUGGCAUCUAAACAAGGAAAGUGCAACAGAACUGAGUUGACAGUAACAAUAAACAAGACACAAAUUCAGAACAACUUAUAAUCAUUACCUUGUUGAAAGGUGCUUUCUGUGGAGAUGGUGUUCUAACAUGUCAUCCAACCUAUUGGUUUUUGUCCUAUUAAGGAGUAUUGCGCAUGAGCACAUCACAGUUACUUUGUUUUUCUCACAUUUAGCGGUGCACACAAAAAUUUAUGUUACUUUCACCUGGAUUUUUGACCGAAGUUUAGUAUUGCAUGUUUUUCAUCAUUAGUGUGGUUUUAUUAAAUUAUAAUUCCAUUUGUGGUGUUAAUUUAACCUUUCUUCAAGCAUAUUGUACAAAACCAACUUAUUGUUCUUCAGUUCCUUGAUUUUGUUUGUGUUAUCCAAAUGGCCAAACGUUGAUUGUCACUAAUGUAACCUACUUGCAAAAUAAAUGAUAAAUGUCAAAAGGCUGGAAAACUUA